Messenger RNA from Paraphaeosphaeria sporulosa, 1161 nucleotides. RefSeq lists its product as uncharacterized. NCBI's taxonomy places the organism in Eukaryota, Fungi, Ascomycota, Dothideomycetes, Pleosporales, Didymosphaeriaceae. The record is from RefSeq and is a predicted model, not a curated record. The coding region runs from base 96 to 1142 and encodes 348 amino acids. The transcript has a single exon.
AACAAUUCUCACAAACUGUACGGUCUUGCUCUUCGUCAUCGAUAGUGUCAUUUCGCGCGGUGCUUCUGAUACUCUUCCACAAACAUAACUAGAGAAUGGUCGUCUUAUCUAGUCUGCAACACUUUCCGUCCUUUGCGGAUGUUCGCUCUGGCCUCACGCAUAAGACACGUCAAUGCAUCUGGUACCUACCCGGGAAACAGCGGUAUUGUAUGGUGCGCACGGAGGCAUCAAAAAUAGACUUAAUUCUUGAGCUCACGAGCCAGCUGGACGAUCGAAAAUCGUGCACGUUGAGGAUACUUUCGGAAAUUGCAGAACUCAGUUGUUGUGCUCUUCAUCAUCGCAACAGGAUCUGGGCCACUGGCCUAGCAAAGAGCUUGGCGCAUCAAUGGCAGCAGGGAUUGCAGAGUGACCUAUCUGAGACAGCAUUCGAGAGCGCAGGUGCAGUCAAAGUAGAGUGUGAGCACUCUCCCCGCUGCGAUACGGCCGAAGGCAACGAAGAAACCGAGAAAAAGUUGGAGCUGGUCGCCUUCUCACCACACAUACCAUUUGAAGGAGACACGCUGCGAUCUACCUUGCUCUCACAGAUCGAAUCUACGGCAAGCAAGAUAGGGUCUGUGUACGCCUUCACUUAUUUGGACAGUGCUUUCGAUGGGAUGAUCAAGAUCGGAUAUACGAGUAGAUCAAUCGAUCUUCGUAUGGACGAAUGGGCGGAUUGUGGUCAUGGACCACCACAUCUCCUAAAGUCCUUUAGCAACGUACGCUAUCCGGAAAGAGUGGAGUUUCUGACUCAUUUACAGCUGGUUAAGGACUGGCAUGCGAUGCGAUGGUGCAAAUAUCAUGAACGGUCUCACAUCGAAUGGUUUAAGACUAGUGUCAGUGCGGUGUCUCAAGUUGUCCAGGCCUGGAUAUCAUGGAUAGAGCGUGCGAAUCCGUAUGACAGGCGUGGUAAUCUCAAGCCUUUCUGGCGAGGUAUUAUCGACUUCCUCUCCGAGUAUGAGAUUACGAUCACGGCAGAGCUGAUGGUGCAGAUACAAGAGAUCGAGGAUGGAACCGUUAGUGUUGCUAGCUUCAUUGAUGAUGAGUUACUGCGUAAAGAACGUUUGGAUUUGGAACGUGUCUGUGUAAAGCAAGAGGAAAAUUGAAUGGCUGACCAAACAUUGU